Molecule: messenger RNA, 657 nt
Organism: Torulaspora globosa
Lineage: Eukaryota; Fungi; Ascomycota; Saccharomycetes; Saccharomycetales; Saccharomycetaceae
Gene: PIN2
Product: Pin2p
Exons: 1
Coding region: 1-657 (218 amino acids)
Cellular component (GO): plasma membrane; cellular bud neck
Source: RefSeq, a predicted model, not a curated record
AUGGAAGUUUGCACGGUGAAAAGGCUUAUAGGCAGAUCUUUCACACAGAAUCUUCAAAGUACUGCUGACAGUUUUAAAUCAUGGGAUACAUGUAUGAACAAUAAGACAUGCAAGAUCGUUGCGAUUGUGGGCAUUGUUUUGGCGGCGCUCGUUGCUCUGUGGUUGAUAGGAGCCAUUCUGACAUGUUUUAUGCAGGGUGUUACUGGCAUUGGUGAGUUCUGCUGCUGGUGUUGUAAUUGCGGCGGAAGAAACUCAAGAAGAGCGGCCAACGAGGGAUAUGGAAGGACGUCUCAGGUGCCACCACCAGCUACAGUGAUCUACCAGCCUAUCCAGCAGCCGGAGUCUGCGUAUUACCGUAAGGCUGACGACGCUUUCUUCGAUGAGAGAAGGACGUCGAAAGAUGUGUUCGAACUGGAGCAGGAUUUCGAUCUAGAGAAGCAACGUGAGAAAUCUAGGAAGAAAAGGCUUCCAGCUGUGACGCAUGAUGUCGACGAGAACCUUUCUGUAUACCAGCCUUCCAGCACGGUGGCGGCAACAAACCCAUGGCAGACGUUCAACCCGCAGAACAGAGCAAGCACCCAUCAGAGCCCAUAUCCGUACGAUAACGUUCAAGAAUACCAGGGACAAGGCUACUACCAUGGAGGAUACCAGAGGUAG